AUGCCUCGUAAACGCCAAUCUCAGACUGUUUCUGCCACCUCGGUUCCUAACGCUAUCAUUCCACCAAGUGGAAAUUAUAGUAUCCCUACUCUUUUGCGAGAAUUACACAGCCUAAUUCAUCAGUUACAGGAUGAACGCACUCGUGGUGCAAAUAGUUUACUUAAUAUUAGAAAAACCCAUGACCGGAUGAAAAGCGAACAAAGAGUGUCCAUGUAUUUCAAGCAAAAACUGCGUGGAUUGUAUACAUCCGCUCAAGCUGAUGCUAAGAUUGAAGCAGAUUUAAUUAGGAAAGCUCUGGAUAAAAUAGCCUUGAUAAAUGCAUUAAAGAGUGACAAGAAACAAGGUGGUCGAACGCCAACCAAUCAAUCUGGUCAUAAUGAAGAAAGCAGUAUUAGCAGAAAGCCGGCUCCUGUUCGUAAGAGUGUACUGAUGUCUAUUCUCCAACAAGAAGCAGCUGAUCUACCGAUUUGGAAUGGCAAGUUAUCUGAGAGCCCUCCUCCACUCUGCGGUUGUAUUCCUGCUGAAAGUGGAUAUGUAGCAAAGCCUGGUGAUAAGGUUGCAGCAAAAGUGAAAGUUGAUGCUGAUGAAGAUCAGUGGAUUCUUGGAGAAGUGGCUUCUCAUAGCACAUUUUCUAAUAAGUACGAAAUCGAAGACAUUGAUGGAGAAGGAAAGCAUGGAAAAGAGCGAUAUCAGCUUCCAUGUCGUCGUACGACCCCGUUGCCUAAGUAUAAAGCAAAUCCUAGCACCCAUCCUCAGGCAUUGUAUCAAAAACAUCAGCAAGUAUACGCCUUAUAUCCUCAAACAACUUGCUUCUACUUUGGUGUGGUACACAGUCGGCCUUCCACAAUUGAUGAGGAGUAUCUUGUGUCGUUCGAAGAUCCAAGUUAUGAGCACGGUUAUUCUCCCCCGCUUCCAGUUCCACAGCGUUACAUAUUUACAACAAAAGCUCAUCAACGCAAGAAGUAG
Molecule: messenger RNA, 966 nt
Organism: Trichoplax adhaerens
Lineage: Eukaryota; Metazoa; Placozoa; Uniplacotomia; Trichoplacea; Trichoplacidae
Exons: 12
Coding region: 1-966 (321 amino acids)
Cellular component (GO): SAGA complex
Source: RefSeq, a predicted model, not a curated record